Molecule: messenger RNA, 210 nt
Organism: Ascoidea rubescens DSM 1968
Lineage: Eukaryota; Fungi; Ascomycota; Saccharomycetes; Ascoideales; Ascoideaceae
Gene: KSH1
Product: Ksh1p
Exons: 1
Biological process (GO): intracellular transport; protein secretion
Source: RefSeq, a predicted model, not a curated record
UCUGCUCUAUUUAAUUUUCAGUCUCUAUUGCAGGUUUUGCUUCUUUUGAUUUGCACCUCAGCCUACAUCCACUCUCUCUGGCCAGCGUUAUUAGAUAAAAACAGAACUGGUGUUGCUGGUGUAUUUUGGAAGUUUGCAAGAAUUGGUGAAAGAUUAAGCCCCUACGUAUCAAUCUGUUGCGUUAUAAUGGCUGUUAGCCACUUAAUAUGA